Lepus europaeus (European hare) is the source of this 409-nucleotide messenger RNA. Its product is annotated as protein transport protein Sec61 subunit beta-like. Gene Ontology annotation, biological process: intracellular protein transport. The coding region runs from base 1 to 261 and encodes 86 amino acids. The record is from RefSeq and is a predicted model, not a curated record. NCBI's taxonomy places the organism in Eukaryota, Metazoa, Chordata, Mammalia, Lagomorpha, Leporidae. The transcript has a single exon. Gene Ontology annotation, cellular component: Sec61 translocon complex.
AUGGGCUCCUCAGGACGCUCUCCUAACAAAGCAGUGGCCGCGCGUGCGGCGGGAUCCACCGUCUGGCAGAGGAAGAAUGCCAGCUGUGGGACAAGGAGCGCAGGCCGCACGACCUCCGCCGGCACCGGGGGCAUGUGGCGGUUCUACACCGAAGACUCCCCCGGGCUCAAAGUUGGCCCUGUUCCAGUGUUGGUUAUGAGUCUCCUGUUCAUCGCUUCCGUGUUUAUGUUGCACGUUUGGGGCACGUACACUCGUUCAUAGAUUCGGCUACACCCAUCUGUCAUCUGAAGAAGAAGGAAAAAAUCCCAACAUAUCUUGGACCAAAAGUACAGUGAUUUUUCAGUUCACGAGAAAGAAAUUUUCUGUAAGCUUAUUGUUUUACAGGGAGUGUAAGAAUUAAUGUUGAGAA